CACUUUUACUACGGGUUCACAGACGUCAGGGGAAAUCAAAAUUCCUCCUUGUUCGUUUUCAAAAUCAUGGGCGUUGAAUUCUGAUCGGGAUUUUCUUCGUUCAACCGCCAAUCGAAUCGUGCUAUCGUGCUACAGUUUUCCUACGAACUGGUACCUGGUACUACGUAACGAAUCACGACGACAUGAUUUUGUUAUUUUUUCUAUUCCGUCACAAAUCAGAAUUGGCACAUCCUCACGAACUUAAAUACGAGCAAUACUCCUACCAGUGGAACCUAGCAAAGCAAUCAUCGAAGUGAAAAUGAUCCACAAAACCCAGUCGUUUUGCAGCCUUGCCUUCCUCUUUCUCUCGGCCGGAACCACCCUCCUCCUUCUCGACUCGAACGCCCACCAGGUAUUCGGUUGUACCGUAUUCCUGGUCGGAAAAAAUGCGUCGGCCGACGGAUCGGUCAUGUGCUCGCACAGCAACGACGGCGAAUUCGACACGGACCCGAGGCUGGUCAAGGUUCCGGCCGCGGAUUAUCCACCGGACAGCCUCCGGCCCGUCUAUUUUUCUCCCGAAAACUACCCCCGGUACGUCGGAUACGACCGCGGGAUCCCCGAGUAUUAUCCAAGAGAGGGCGAACCCCACGAACCCUUCCAGCCGAUCGGAUUCAUCCCCCAGGUCCCCCACACCUAUGCCUACCUCGAAGAAACCUAUGGCGCCGUGAACGAAAUGCAGGUAGGCAUCGGGGAAUCGACCUGCUCGGGGGUCUUCGGUGCAAGGCCGAUCCAUCAGCACCCGAACGGAACGGCCUUGUUCAGCAUCGACGAAUUGUCGCGGAUCGCUAUGGAACGGGCUUCUACGGCCAAAGAAGCCGUUCAGAUGAUGGGGGAUCUUGCGGUAGCCCAUGGAUUCUAUGGAGCGGGAGAAUUCGAGGGAACGUGUGAGUAGCAGUUUGGUUCCUGGAUUCCACGAAGUUGUGGUUGUCGAUUUGAUUUGUGACCACCCGAAGUUGUCAUUCUCACCGAGUCUUCUUGGUUCAUAACACCACAGCCGAGUCCCUCGCCGUGACCGAUCCGGAAGAGGCAUGGAUUUUUCACAUCCUACCGGAUCCCACGGGGAAGUCCGCAAUCUGGGCCGCGGAAAAACUCGACGACGACAAGUUUGCGGUCAUUGCCAAUAUGUUUGUCAUUCGCGAGGUCGAUCCGACCGAUACCGAGCGGUUCCUGAUGAGCAAAAGCGUCCACGAUGUAGCCAUAGACUACKGAUGGUGGACCUCCGUCGAAGCGGACGGACUGCUCGAUUUUACAAAAAUCUAUUCCGAUGGAGAAUAUUCCCACAAAUUCUACAGCGGGCGCCGGGUGUGGGCAUCCUACCGAUUGGCAGCUCCCUCCCAGCCGUUCCCGACCGAUUACACCGAUCUGCAAUCCGAUCCCGUUUAUCCCCUCGCGGUGACACCCGACCGGCCCGUAUCCGAACGCGACCUCUUUCGAUUCCACCGGGACACUCUGCAGGGGACGAAAUUCGAUCUUGGCGCAGAAGGAAACCUUGCGGGGGGACCCUUUGGAACGCCGGAUCGGUGGAAGGCCGGGCCCAACGAAGAGACAAAGGUUCAGGGGAACUGGGAGCGCGCGAUCGGACUGUACCGAACCAGUGAUACCUACGUCGUUCAGAGCAAGAAGGAGGAAAGACAACAACCAGAUGGAUCUGGGGGCAUGGGUAGUGGUGGUCCUGGUGCCAUCUUGUGGUUUGGUCCGUCUUCUCCUCUAGCGACCAUCUUCACCCCCUUUGUGGUAGGCAUGUCGGAUAUUCCAAAGUCGUUUCGGUCGGGCCACCAGUCUGUCUUUUCUCGAGAGAGCGCUUUUUGGGCUGCGUGCUACGCACACAACAUUGCGAACCUAAAAUGGUCCUACAUGAUCCAGGACAUUACCAAGCGGCAGGACGAGCUCGAAGGAGCUUCCCUGGACUUGGUCGCUUCCAUCCAGGAGGAAUACAGGCGGCACAACAACAUGGGAUUGGUAGAAGACGCCUUUGCAAAGAACGCAGAGGCGAUCGUUGCGUCGCUCUGGUCUCUGUCCGACGAGCUGAUGUUUCGGUACGCCGAUGGAUUUGUGAACUCCAACGAGUCCGAGGUGGACCAGGGAGGAGAAAUCACCAAGCGAGUGGGCUACCCCGCCUGGUGGCUGGAAGCGGUCGGCUACAAGAACGGCCCGCCCCCUCCACCCACGACACCCAAGUGCUGCGAUCCUCCGAAAGGCAGGAAGAAAAACGCGGGAGAACCAUCUCCUCACCUACUCCGAGGGGCGGAAAGCAGUGGAACAGCGAUCGAAAUCGAUUAGGGCGAUCGAGCCAGUGACUAUGGAUGACAAAUGGCCUGGCAUCCAAAGUCUCGGUCACAUGAAAACACUGCUCGGAUUCGUUUUUGAAACUUUGUGACCACGUACCCUGCGUCGUUAGAAGAGCGUUUCCAACAAUGGCAAACGCUGUUCACGAGAGAGAGAUUCGUUGCGACAUUAUUUUCAUCAAACUUUAACGAGCCGAUUUUGCUGGAGGGAUAAUAAGAUACACUUAUUGAA
Molecule: messenger RNA, 2556 nt
Organism: Pseudo-nitzschia multistriata
Lineage: Eukaryota; Bacillariophyta; Bacillariophyceae; Bacillariales; Bacillariaceae
Source: the annotation of a GenBank genome assembly